AUGCUUUCUACACGUGUAGUUAGACUACCAAAGGUUAUUAGCGGGGGCAAUAAGCAACUGGCACGAGGGUUGGCCUCCCUUUCGGAUGAAAAGUCGUUAAACGAAGCAAACCCAACGGAUCUUGCAGGACUUAAAAGAAAGGCCAAAAGAAGACCUACGAAACUUGCUGAUGAAUUGAAGACAGGUCCAUCGUUCGCUGAUUUCGUCACGGGGAAGGCUAAGGACAUGCUAGUAGAUCCAUUGGAACUGGCGAGAAAUGACCCUAAUGCCCGUCUUCCCUCUUGGCUUAAAACGCAAAUCCCAAAGGGUAAAUCAUUCCACCAUUUAAAAUCAGACCUUAAAGAGCUAAAAUUGUCAACUGUUUGUGAAGAGGCAAAGUGUCCUAACAUUGGAGAGUGUUGGGGAGGUAAAAAAUCCGAAGCCACUGCAACGAUCAUGUUGAUGGGUGAUACAUGCACAAGAGGUUGUAGAUUCUGUUCAGUGAAGACUAAUAGAAACCCCGCUCCUCCAGAUCCGAAUGAACCUGAAAAUACUGCUGAGGCGAUUUCAAGAUGGGGAUUGGGAUAUGUUGUGUUGACCACAGUUGAUAGAGAUGAUCUUCCUGAUGGUGGAGCCCAUCAUUUGGCUUCCACAGUUACUAAGAUUAAGGAAAAAGCACCUCAGAUUUUAGUGGAGUGCCUUUCUGGAGAUUUCCGUGGAAAUCUUGAAAUGGCCAAGGUUUUAGCAUCAUCUCCACUAGACGUCUUUGCGCAUAAUUUGGAAACCGUCGAGGAUCUGACUCCCCAUAUCAGAGAUAGAAGAGCAACUUACAGACAAUCCUUAUCCGUGUUGAGGGCAGCUAAAGAGGCAAAUCCUAGACUGGUAACAAAGACCUCUUUAAUGUUAGGAUUCGGGGAAACAGACGAUCAAAUUCUUCAAACUUUACAUGACUUAAGGAACAUUUCAUGUGAUGUGGUCACUUUUGGCCAAUAUAUGAGACCAACGAAACGUCAUAUGAAGGUAGUAGAGUAUGUAACCCCUUCUAAAUUUGAGUAUUGGAGGGAUAAGGCUCUAGAAAUGGGAUUCCUAUAUUGUGCUUCAGGACCUUUAGUUAGAUCCAGUUACAAGGCUGGUGAAGCCUUUAUUGAGAACGUCAUCAAAAAGAGAAGGACAAACGUUGGAGCCAUCGAGGAACAGCAACACGACAAAGAAAAUAACAACUUACUAUUGAGCAAAGAAGACGAGAAGACAACCCAGGAGAAAGCCAAUUUCUAA
Komagataella phaffii GS115 is the source of this 1254-nucleotide messenger RNA. Its product is annotated as Protein involved in biosynthesis of the coenzyme lipoic acid. The coding region runs from base 1 to 1254 and encodes 417 amino acids. Gene Ontology annotation, molecular function: 4 iron, 4 sulfur cluster binding; lipoate synthase activity. The record is from RefSeq and is a predicted model, not a curated record. Gene Ontology annotation, cellular component: mitochondrion. The transcript has a single exon. NCBI's taxonomy places the organism in Eukaryota, Fungi, Ascomycota, Pichiomycetes, Pichiales, Pichiaceae. Gene Ontology annotation, biological process: lipoate biosynthetic process.